This is a messenger RNA of Liolophura sinensis, 1506 nucleotides long. Its product is annotated as sialin-like. Gene Ontology annotation, molecular function: transmembrane transporter activity. The transcript has 10 exons. Bases 1 to 1506 code for a protein of 501 amino acids. Lineage: Eukaryota; Metazoa; Mollusca; Polyplacophora; Chitonida; Chitonidae. Gene Ontology annotation, cellular component: membrane. The record is from RefSeq and is a predicted model, not a curated record. Gene Ontology annotation, biological process: monoatomic anion transport; transmembrane transport.
AUGACGUUUUGUGAGCAAACUGAUGCCAUAUCCUGUAAUUCAUUGCAGCAGAGUAUAGGUCAGUUGAUCCAAGCCGCCAUAGUGCAGGAAAAGGAAGACAUAGGCGAGUUUGAGUGGGACAAGCCUCUCCAGUCGGAGGUGCUCUCUGCCUUCUUCUAUGGCUACGUCAUUACACAGAUUCUGGGUGGUUGGCUCGCCAGAAAGUACGGCUGUCGCCUAAUUCUGGGAAUCGGAAUGUUGUUGUCAGCCCUGGCAACGGCCUUGUUUCCGAUCUGCGCUCGCACUCACAUAUACCUCGUGUUCGCCAAUAGGUUUAUCACAGGACUGGGCACGAGUGUAUGCAUACCGGCAGUCUAUGCGUUAUGGGGCCGAUGGGCACCCCCUUUAGAGAGAACCAAACUCAUAUCUUUCUCUAUGUCUGGCGUAUCUCUUGGUGCUAUCGUUAGUAACAGUCUCUCGGGAUAUCUAUGUAAAUAUGGCUUUGAUAAUGGAUGGGGCUCCAUCUUUUACGUUUUCGGUGGGGGUAGCAUUCUGUGGCUCACUCUCUGGUUCUUCGUGGUUUACGACAGUCCGGCGGACCAUCCCCGAAUUUCAGCCGCCGAGAGGGACUACAUACAGAAGAGCAUGGGGAUUGCCUCGUCACACACGGAUACUGAGCACAAGACUCCGUGGGUGGCCAUUCUCAAGUCACGAUCAAUAUGGGUGGUGGCCUUUGGCCAUUUCUGUGUCAACUGGCUGAACCUCACUCUGGCCACAGAUUUACCAACUUAUAUGAAAGAAGUACUAAAAUUCGACGUCAAAGCGAACGGGUUGUUGUCGUCAGUGCCUUACAUCACCAACAUCGCCAGCUCCAUAACGGCAGGAAUCUUGGCAGACAAGGUCAGAAGGAAAAAGCUCCUGUCUACCACAGCCACCCGGAGGGUUUUCACAGCUGUAGCAUUCAUUGGUUCGGGAGCGUUUCUCGUUGCUGCUGGAUUUGUAAACUGUGAUUGGCGUUGGGAAGCUGUCAUCUUUCUGGCAGUAGCCAAUGGUUUUCUCGGACUCACCAGGGGCGGCUGCAUGGUUAAUCACGUGGACUUUGGUCGCAGGUAUGCCGGAGAAUUGUACGGUAUAACAAACACCAUUGCUAACGCACCGGGAAUGGUUGUCCCAAUAGUAAACGGUGCACUUACACCCAGUGGCACUCGUGAAGAAUGGUUGCACGUCUUCAUGUUGUGUGGAAUCUUGUGUUUUCUGGGAACGGUUGUCUUUUCCUCUAUGGGACGUGGUGAACCGGAGCCUUGGGCGGAGACACCUACGACUAUAGAGCUGGAGGACAUGAAUCGAGACAUGUCCAAAUCCGGAUCCAUGGAAAACGGUACAGCGGAGGCACCCGUGACUAUAGAGCUGCAGGAUACAAGUGAGGACAUAUCAAAUUCCCGAUCCCUGGGGAACGGUACAGCCUCUGGAGCAGAAGCGAGAGCAAAGGAAAAUCAAGAAGGCCAUCAAGCCACAAGUCGGAAAUAA